AAAUAGCGGCGGCUCGGGCAGCGUGAAGCUCCAGCCUCUGUACUGACGUCUCGCAGCCGCGUCAUGGACUCCCAGGACUGCCCGUGUGCCACCGGCGGCACCUGCACGUGCGGAGACAACUGCAAAUGUAAAAACUGCAAAUGCACAUCGUGCAAAAAAGGCUGCUGCUCCUGCUGCCCUGCAGGAUGUGCCAAGUGUGCACAGGGCUGUGUCUGCAAAGGGCCCCCCUCUGCCAAGUGCAGCUGCUGCAAGUAGCGGCCCCCCCCACGCCACGCCGAGGAAAACUAAUCUUAUAGUAUGUGUUUUUUUAUAUGUGUGUUCGGAUUGUGUCAGUGUUCAGCACAUGUGGUGUGCCAUGAGCUGCCUGAAUAAAGCUGUGUGUAUAUAA
This is a messenger RNA of Lagopus leucura (white-tailed ptarmigan), 388 nucleotides long. RefSeq names its product metallothionein-1. The transcript is spliced from 3 exons. Lineage: Eukaryota; Metazoa; Chordata; Aves; Galliformes; Phasianidae. Gene Ontology annotation, molecular function: metal ion binding. The record is from RefSeq and is a predicted model, not a curated record. Bases 64 to 255 code for a protein of 63 amino acids.